AUGCGGUGCGAAGCACAGCAUUUAUGUAGUCCGUCGNGGUCGGAUCCGAUUGUUGGAUUCUUCGUCCUGGGUAUGGUCAAUACUGUUAAUUAUAAAGUAUGUUCAAAACAAAAUCAAAUAUGUUAUGAGGUUGAAAUUGAUAUUCCUAAUCAAUCACCACAACAAUCAUUUGUACGACCACAAUUUCUUUCAUCUGAAAUACCUCCUUCAAGACAACGACAACAACAUGAAUUUUAUAAUAAUCCAAAUACUAUGGUACAACAAUCACAAACUCGUACAUUCAAUACGGAAUUCCAAAACACUACUGCUCAACAAUCUCCGAGUACAUUAUCAUCUAUUGGCUCAUCAUUGACUGUUGCCACUGUACCACCUGAUGAUGGAUAUUAUAUAAUAACACAAAUUCGUAGUGCAGCUGAAUUAUAUGGUCUUUUUCAGAAUCGCCAACAUGAAUUUGAAUUUGUAUCUAAAGAACUUAAACAAUAUUGUACACCAUGUGUUAUCGAACAAUAUGAUAAAUAUUAUCGUGUUAUAAUAAAACAUCCUGAAAAUGGAUCAAAAGUAUUAGUUAAAUUAAUUGAUCGUGGUGAUAAAAUUGUUGUUGAUACAUCAGAAUUAUUACAAAUUGAUAAAAAAUUUUGUACAAUACCAGCAUUUGUUCAAACACUUCAUUUACAUGGUUAUGAUGCAUCGCAAAAUUCGGUAAAUAUAACACGUAAUUUGAAAAAAUUAUUCCGUAAUCAGUGGGUUCAUAUUACACAACAAGGAUUAAUGUUGAAUGGACGCUCUAGUGUUCUUAUUACGUUAUGUGAUAGUCGAUCAGUCAACAAAAUGCUUUUAUCCAAUUAG
This is a messenger RNA of Rotaria sp. Silwood2, 846 nucleotides long. The record is from the annotation of a GenBank genome assembly. NCBI's taxonomy places the organism in Eukaryota, Metazoa, Rotifera, Eurotatoria, Philodinida, Philodinidae.